UCUAGGUUUAAGGAGCCGUUGCCCGAAUCGAACUGCGAUCUUCCGGCUUAAGUGGGGGCCGUCGUCCGUUCUAGAACGCGGGCAGAGGAUCAUGAUGACAGCAAGGCUCUGGACCCAUACCCUAUGCGAGCUCCCGCCCUUCUCCGAAUUGGAUUAGGCUGGCUGGCUAGGUAGGUAGCUACUAGUAGGGAGGUAUGCUUAGUUGCAGCGCGUUUUCAAGCACAUGUCGUUUACUGCAUGACAGCAACCAACUUGAGAUGAUCCUCGCGGGCUUGCGUGUGUAUUGGUUGCGCGUGAUUGGACGGAGGGAUGGUGGGUUGGCAUGUAAGAUGCAUACGUUGGCGUGUGAAGGCUUGCCAAUUUUGGACGCUUUUUUUGCUUCGCUCAGAGAAACUUGAGGAAAUAUAGCGUCUGGGAGGGGUGGUGAGUUCAAGUGGAUGAUCUGCGUGGUGGUCAUAUGUAUAUAGAGAAAUAUAUAGACUGGGAGUCUAGGGCUGUUGUCCCACCACGUACUUGGAUUUUUAAAUUGUCCGGUUCAUACCUACCUUUGUCUGCAUUUCCAUUCCUUUUACUCUGGAUGUAUUCAACCAGCUCUGGAAGCGACCCUUUAGCCUGCUGAGCCUAGUAUGGGUUUCUUCAAUUGGGAGUGGUCGUCCGGAGGGGUUUGGGCCGUAGCCGGCGCUAUUGCAGUGGUUUACUACGUAAUCUCGGCGUUUGCGACUUGGUACCGCCUUCGAGAUGUCCCUGGCCCGUUCCUCGCCUCUUUUUCAUAUCUGUGGCUGGCAAGGGUUGCGAAGAGCGGGAAGCAGUUCUGGGUUUAUCGGGACAUGUACAGGAAGUACGGGCCUUUGUUUAGAGUUGGACCAAACGAGAUUUCCACAGAAGACCCGGAAGUUAUUAGGAGGAUAAAUGCUACGCGGAAAUCGUACGGAAGAGAUCCUUGGUACGUGGCUGCGAGAUUCGAUCCAUACCAUGACAACGUCUUCACCCUUCUCGAGGCCGGGCCUCACGACAAGUUCAAGGCGAAGAUAGCAGGGGCAUAUGGAGGCCGUGAGACACCUGCUCUUGAGCCCGGAAUUAACGACCAGAUCAACUCGCUUCUUGAUCUGAUUCGGCGUAAAUAUAUAUCAAGCGACGAUUCUGGCGAAUACCACCCUGUGGACUUCGCAGAACUUAUAUCGUUCUACACAGUGGAUGUAAUCACACGAUCGGCGUUCGGGGAGGAGUUUGGGUGCUUGAAGACGGACUCCGAUGUGCACGGAUUUCUUGCUGGUGUGAAGGAGAGCUGGGCUAGCAUAGCGAUAGCCCUCGACGUCCCUUAUUUCAGAAAUGUGCUAUUUUCACAGUUCUUCCUCAAAUUUUUUGGGCCGAAACCGACGGAUUCGACCGGGAUGGGAAAACUCAUGGGAAUAGCGAAGGAGGUAGUGUCAAAGCGUUUUGCCGCCGAUGCUGAGAAAAAGAAAGAUAUGCUUGGGUCGUUCAUAAGUCACGGACUCGACCGACAAGAAUGCGAAACGGAAGCUCUCUUUAUGAUUAUUGCUGGGUUCGAGAACACUGCAUCCGUCAUUCGCACGGCUUUCCUUUACUUGAUGGCUUGUCCGCGGGUAUAUUAUAAAUUCAAGAAUGUAGUCCUGCAAACCGUUCGGGAUGGUAAAGUAUCCAGUCCGAUUACCUACGAAGAAGCUAAAAGGAUUCCCUACUUGCAGGCCGUACUCUACGAGGGCAUCCGCAUGCGCCCGCCAGCUCCAGGUCUUUAUCCCAAGUCGGUACCCCCGGAAGGCGAUGUGAUACACGGUAAAUUUAUCCCAGGCGGAACCGCCAUCGGAAUGAACACCUCGGCGGUGAUGCGUUCAACACAGCUUUUCGGCGCCGAUGCAGAUGUUUUCCGCCCGGAACGAUUUAUGGAAGUUGAUGAAGCUACCCGCGCUGAGAUGGAACGUAACACUGAACUCGUAUUCGGAUACGGUCGGUGGAUGUGCGCAGGGAAGCCGGUGGCAUUUAUGGAGCUUAACAAGAUUUUCUUUGAGCUGUUUCGAGAAUUCGAUUUCCAAUUAGUCAAUCCGAUGAAACCCUGGGACUCUUUGAGUUAUAGCCAAUUCAUCGAGGAGAACAUGUGGGUACGGGUGACGAAAUCAGACGUGGUCUAAUCUACUAUAAAUAUUAGUUCAGUGUCAUGAUAGCGAGAAGCAGUACAAACAUGGCUAAACUUCAUCCUACCACUAGCAUCAGGUAUUAACUAGAUAGAUAGGUAACAUUCAACGUGAUUGACUUGGAGUGUGAGUAUGAGAGAUAAUUUAGGAAUAAAGUUAGUACCGUUAAAGGAUACAAGCUCUUUUGGUACCCAUAUAAUCGUUCGCCCUUAAAUGCGGCUAAGAAGUAUGGCUGGUAUUUGUUAUUUCUGAAGAAGGAAUUACUCCUAUCUUGAACUGCUGUCGCCACGGCCCACACUAUGAAUUCAUUAUCACUUUCCAUCGUCAAUGAGGUUGAUAACAGCCAAGGUUUCGAUUUAUCUAAUACAAAACUUAGAAGUCAUACUACUGAGCUUUCUAGCAUCCGCUCUAAGCCACACUGGCAACUCCAUUGAGGCUCUAGAGGAAAAGUUAUGAGGCGACAACAAGGUCUAUGAUAAGCCAGGGAAAGAGCACUAAUAGAUUCUAGGGGUACUUUGACACGUACGAGGAUUGUAUUCUAGAUCAUAAAUCCACG
Messenger RNA from Annulohypoxylon truncatum, 2706 nucleotides. RefSeq names its product BcABA1, cytochrome P450 monooxygenase. Bases 627 to 2147 code for a protein of 506 amino acids. The transcript is spliced from 6 exons. Lineage: Eukaryota; Fungi; Ascomycota; Sordariomycetes; Xylariales; Hypoxylaceae. The record is from RefSeq and is a predicted model, not a curated record. Gene Ontology annotation, molecular function: oxidoreductase activity, acting on paired donors, with incorporation or reduction of molecular oxygen; heme binding; iron ion binding.